This is a messenger RNA of Camellia sinensis, 801 nucleotides long. NCBI's taxonomy places the organism in Eukaryota, Viridiplantae, Streptophyta, Magnoliopsida, Ericales, Theaceae. The record is from RefSeq and is a predicted model, not a curated record.
AUGGCAUUGCCAAGGUUUAUUGUGCUGAAAUCAAAGUAUAACAACAAAUACUUGCGGUACAUAAAUGAAGAUGUGCAACAAGUGCAUGGGUUUGUCCAAUUCUCGGGAGAGGAGGUUGUGAGCCCGUACGUAAAGUUCCAAGUGGAGUGGGCAAAGAGUGGAAGAAAGAAUGGACAUCUGGUGCACAUAAGGUGCUGUUACAACAACAAAUACUUGGUAAUAAGAUGGUCUCCCAAUAAUCAGGGGUGGAUUGUUGCUGGGGCUGACGAACCAAAUGAAGACCAAUCCAUAUGGUCAUGUACUUUGUUCGAGCCCAUCUAUGUACAGGGCACUGAUGGUGUCCGAUUUCGCCAUGUCCAACUCGGUCGCUAUGUAUGCUUAUGGAGGGAUCCACCCCCACGCUAUGCCUGCUUAUUGGCCAAUUCCGCAAAUAUUGACAAAGAUGGUUGCGAUGUCUAUACAAUCAUCAAUUGGGAAUCGCUGUUGAUAUUGCCCAAGCACGUUGCCUUCAAGGGCGAUAAUGGCAAGUACCUCAGCGCCCGCAUGAUCGAGCGACACCCAUAUCUGCAGUUCGCAUCCAGUGACAUUGGAGACGAAAGAGUUGGGAACGAGGUCUUCACCACUAGUAGCGGGAGCAUUCGCAUAAAGUCUGAUUUCUUCGGCAAGUUCUGGAGGCGCAGCCCUAAUUGGAUCUGGGCCGACUCAGAUGACACCACCACUGCCAGCAACAACUCCGACACGUUGUUUUGGCCUGUCAUGUUAAAAUUGAUGUAUGUAUUAUUGAUUGAUAUGUUGAUUUGA